UUUCACGCGAGUCAACAUUUCUUGCUCGUGACAAUACAGGAAGAGACCCACCGGCGUCCGUCUUCUAGUUCUACGACGUACACACAUAUAUAUUUAUCCAAUUCCCAUUUGAGGAAUCAUACCUUUGCAUCGCUCUCUGGAGGGUCGAGCGGGAGCCCGUUGGACGCUUCGGGAAGAUGCAUUCCACCAGAUAUGGUGUACGUGACGGUCACAAUGGCCACGACGAGCGUGUUGACUUCUUAACCAGCACCGAGAAGGUUUCCUCAAAGCGGAAAUACGGCAUCCUGAUCGGGCUCCUUGUGGCGCUCCUCAUCGUCGCGGCCGUUGUAGCCGUCCUCGUUUGGUUGUUUGUCUUUAAAGAUGCUGAUUCAAUGGCCACUCUAAAAAGACACCAGAUCCCUUCAACGCAGCUCUUCAGUGGGCAUAUGAAGCUGGUUGAUGUGCCGUACAAAGAGCAGCUGGAGUAUACCGACAGCAAGGAAUUUGCGGAUUUGGCAGACAAUCUGGAGGCAAUUCUUAAAGAAACCUACAAGAGAGAUCCACUCCUCGAAAAAUAUUACACCAAGUCUGUGGUCACUGCAUUCAGUGAGGGUGUGAUAGCCUACUAUUGGUCCCAGUUUGAUAUUCCAGUCGAAGACCUGUCGGUGGUGCCCCAGUUCUCGGAGGACCGCGUGUUGGAGACCCUGGAGAACGGCCUAAAGAUGCAGCGCAGCAUGGCGAGCACCGGUAGUAUCCAGAUCCGUGAGGUCACUGCCUCAUAUACGGAUCCACGCAUGGCCAGGAACCCCAGAGACACUGGCGAGUGUUUCUACCGUCUGGAGGCAACGGCAAAGACAAACACGUUUCUCUCACCUGGGUACCCUGAAGGCUACCCCCCCUGGUCUCGGUGUCAGUGGCAGAUCCGAGCUUCGGAGGACCAGGCCGUGUUUGUCUCUUUCCCUUUUUUCGACAUCGAGGAUGACUGCGCCAACGAUUUUGUCGCCAUCUUUGACUCUUUAAGUCCAGAUGACUCUCAGGCAAUCACAGCAAAGUGUGGUAAGAGACCCCCCUCCAAUCCUCUGGCGGUGCUGUCAUCCGGCAACAUUAUGCUGAUUAAUUUCAUUACUAAAGCCAAUCACCAGAGGAGUGGCUUCGAGGCCACUUAUUCAGCCAUCCCAAUGUCUCAAGUUCAAACCUGUGGCGGUGUCCUCUCUGGUGUAGAAGGAACCUUCUCCUCCCCACUUUACCCCAGCUUCUAUCCUCCUGCAGUGGAUUGCAAGUGGACCAUCAAGGUCCCUGCAGGGAAAGAGGUCCGCCUGAAGUUCACCAUGUUCCGCAUGAAAGAGCCCAGAGUGGACAUCAGUGUGUGUCACAAAGACUACGUGGAGGUUAUGGGCACCAAGUAUUGUGGAGAACUGUCCUCUUUGGUUCUGACCAGCACCAACAGCAUCCUCGACGUGAUCUUCCACUCUGACGAGUCCUUCACUGACAAAGGCUUCAGUUGCAUCUACAGCGCCUACGAUCCUGCAAACCCUUGCCCCAACAAAUUUGCAUGCGCCAGUGGCCUCUGCAUCAAGAAAGAACUGCACUGCGAUGGCUGGAACGACUGUGGCGAUUUGAGUGACGAAACGAAGUGCAAUUGUGAUGCAGAUCAGUAUUCAUGUGCCAAUGGUCUGUGUAAACCCAAACUCUGGGUGUGCGAUCGCGUCGACGACUGCGGAGAUGGGAGCGAUGAGAAAAGCUGCAGUUGUGGGAAGAACGAGUGGCGCUGUGGUGACGGGGUCUGCAUGCCUCAGGAUGUUAUUUGUGACAAGAAGAUAGACUGUCAAGAUGGAAGCGACGAGGCCGCUUGUGAAGAUUCUCAAGGCGUCUGUUCUGACUUCAACUUCAAGUGUAAGAAUGCAGAAUGUGUCAACAAGCUGAAUGCCGAAUGCGACCGUGUUAAAGACUGCUCUGAUAACUCCGAUGAGGACAACUGUGGCUGUGGCACAAGGCCCUAUAAGCUGAACCGCAUCGUGGGAGGGCAGAAUGCUGAGCUGGGCGAGUGGCCGUGGCAGGUCAGCCUUCACUUUAAGACCAUGGGACAUGUGUGCGGUGCCUCGAUCAUAUCUGAUAAGUGGCUCCUUUCGGCCUCCCACUGCUUUAUCACCAGCGACAACGAUCACCUCGUUCCAUCGAACUGGCAAACCUACAGCGGCAUGCAGGACCAGUACAAGCUGGAUGACAUACAGCUCCGAUUAGUACAGAGGAUCAUCACCCACCCGGAUUACAACCAGAUGACCUUUGACUAUGAUGUUUCACUGCUGGAGCUCAGCAAACCGCUGGAGUUCACCAACACCAUCCAACCCAUCUGCCUACCCUCUCCGUCCCACGUCUUUCCUCCGGGCAUGACCUGCUGGGUCACAGGCUGGGGCGCGCUCCGAGAAGGAGGUUCAAAGUCACAACGGCUCCAGAAGGCCAUGGUGAAAAUCAUCAACGACACGGUAUGUAACACGGUCACGGAGGGCCAAGUCACCUCCAGGAUGCUCUGCAGCGGAUUCCUGUCAGGAGGAGUCGACGCAUGCCAGGGAGACUCUGGAGGCCCCCUGGCGUGUUUCGAGGAGAGUGGGAAGUGGUUCCAGGCCGGCAUUGUGAGCUGGGGGGAAGGCUGCGCGCGUCGCAACAAGCCCGGCGUCUACUCGCGCGUCACCAAGCUGAUAGAGUGGAUCAAGAGAGAGACAAAGAUUUGAUGAUGUCGGUGGGAAUAGAGCGGGGAUCGACAUCAUAGUGCUGAGAAUAAUUGAGAUGGAAAUUUUUGAAUCCAAUUCAGGACAAGUCUCUCUAAGAUUUAUUAAUUUAGCAGCAGAGAGCGGAUUUUAUUGCACGGAUCCAACCCAUGAAUUACUUUCUUUCAGACUACCGUUUUUCUACUAAUGACACACACACACACACACACACCUACUGAACCUUUUUAACGAUUUUAAAAAGUUAAAUUGUAAACCAGAGAGAUGCUCUCAUCCUCUUGGGCAGCAGUAAAUGAUGCAUUUUGUCUUGUUUUCAUUCUGUACAGAACUAUGAAUUUUAGGUUGUAUUUUAAAGUACUAGAACUCAUUUUAGCCUCGAUGCAUGUAUAAAGUAGAGGGACAUGGUUCACUGGGAUGUCACUUAUUGGCCUGUGGACUGCAUCAAAUGGUCUGUAUUUUGGGCGUCCCCAGCCUUGUUUUUGGUUCUCGCCUUCUUGUUUUUUGUCGGUCGCCAUGUCUGCAUUUUACAACGUGAGUAGAAGACAACUCAAUGCUGAAUAAGACCAACAAUCCUUAAACUUCCAUACGUUGAAAACGCACUGUGAAAGGUUGGACUUCUAAGAGAAGAGGUCAGAGACCGGAUAAAGCCACGGUCGAGGCCUGUCAAUCAAUAGGAAGCCCCUUUUCUCCAUAACGUUUAUUAUUUUACUUUAAAUUGGAACAUAAUUAACUAAACAUCAUGCUGCUUUCACAAAGACUUGGUAAUUAUGACCAUAAACUCAAGUUUGCAAAGUUUACUUUGGGUCAUGUUCUCAUAGUUGAAUUGGCCCUAACGUCAGAGGUUUCACCACUCACCCUUUUUAACGUAGAAGCAUACAUAGUUUUUUUUGAUUGAUUUAAACAUUCAUCUUCCGAUCUGCCAGACAGCUGCUGGCCUCAAGUUCAAGUAUGAACUUUGAGACAUUAGCAUUAAGGUUGACAGGAAACUGAUGGCUUUUGCACACGUCUCACUCGUUAAACUCAGGGUAAUGUUGUCCUCAGUCACACUGAAGCAGUUUGCCUGAUCAAUGCAGUCGCUGUGAGAGUUUCAUAUGUAACCAACAACUCAACUUUUAUAUCUGACAUUUUACUUCGUCUUACACUGUCCAUAUUGUCCUGGAUAAGCAGACCAAUGAUUUGUGUAAAUGUUAUUUAUUGAAGUGGAUUUGUUCAAGAAAAUGCUCAGCAGACGUUCUCUUAUUAUGGAGCCUUAUCGUCAAACUAUUAGAGCUUGAAUGUGUAUUUUUCAUGAAUUGGGAAGAUGUCAACUUUUGGAUAAAUUGUAUUUUCAUGGGCAUUGUACAGUGUGGUUUUAAAUAUAUGGACAUAUUUUAAAAUCUUGUGUUUUUAAUACAAACGAGUUUCAGUAAUAAAGAUCUUUCAUCUAACUCCGCA
Molecule: messenger RNA, 4136 nt
Organism: Gasterosteus aculeatus aculeatus (three-spined stickleback)
Lineage: Eukaryota; Metazoa; Chordata; Actinopteri; Perciformes; Gasterosteidae
Gene: st14
Product: ST14 transmembrane serine protease matriptase
Biological process (GO): proteolysis
Molecular function (GO): serine-type endopeptidase activity; protein binding
Source: RefSeq, a predicted model, not a curated record